AUGGAGCUGAAGGAUGUUGCAAAGGCACACAUAGAUGCCUACAAUGCAAUGUUUGAGGAUCACGUUCUGGAGAGCGUUGUUGCAAACAUGCCGCCGAUAGUUAUAGGCCGAGCAAAGAUAAUAGUUGACGAGAUACAGAUGCAGAAGCCGUUGCGGAGCGACAAGGAGCACAUCUCGAUUGACAGGCGCCUGCUUCCCAGAGAGUGCCGAGAAAGGAGCUUGACUUACAACGGGCGGCUGACAGUGAGGAUGUCUCUGUACUACGACAACAGGCAUGUUGUGACCGAAAACAAAGCUGCCGGCUACAUUCCAAUUAUGGUGAGGUCGCAGCUGUGCCAUCUAGACAGCAUUGAUGACAAGAGCAGUGUUGGAGAGGACAGGGAUGAGAUAGGCGGAUACUUUAUUGUGAAUGGAGUAGAUAGACUUGUGAGGUUCAACACACUACAGAAGAGGAACUAUGCAUUUGCAUAUGUAAGGACGCAAAAGGAGAGUUUUAUGACAAAGUACAUGAUAUCAAUAAGAUGUGUAGGAAGCGAUGAGAUUGGGCAGAUGAACAUGCUGCAUUACUGCACAAACGGAAAUGUAAUAAUGAAGAUUUUCUACAUGAAGAGGUGCUAUUUGAUUCCAGUUGUUCUGAUUCUGAAAGCACUUGUUAACACCAGCGAUGAGGAGAUAUUUGAUGUGCUUGGCGGAUGCCAACGGGCAAUGCAGUUAAUCAAAUGCUUUGCAGAGUACAAUGUUUUUUCAAGGACAGAAUGCAUGGACUAUAUUGGAUCGAAACUAAUGAUCAUGACUAAGUCAAAAACAAAGAUGGAGGCUGCCGAGGAGGUGCUGAACAGAUGUGUCGCCAUACAUCUUCCAUCUAAUAUUGACAAGUUUAACUUUCUUGUGCUUGCAAUCAAAAAGCUUUUUCUUGUUGUUGAUGGGAAGGUGGCAGAUGAUGAUCCCGACCAUUCAAGUAACCACGAGUUGCUUACAGAAACACAGAUAUUUUCGACGCUGCUGCGAGAUAGGAUUGAUGAAUCUCUAAGGCUUUUACGUUUGGCAUGUAUAAAGCCGUUGAAGGAUAAAGGCGGAUCUGAGGGCCUGCCGGUAGAUGAGGAUGAUGGCGAGGGCAGCCUUGACAUUGCAAGUAUAAGAAAUAUCUUCAAGAAGACACGGCUUAUAAUUGGAGAGAAGAUUGAGCUGUUUUUGUCUACUGGCAACAUUGCACAGGCUGUUUCAUCAGACAUCAUGAAUGGAUCUGGGCUUUCUAUAGUUGCAGACCGGAUCAACUUCUACAGGUUUAUUGCACACUUCAGGGGAAUAAGCAGGGGGGCAUAUUUUGAGAGGGUAAAGAUAACGAAGACCAGGAAGCUGCGGCCUGAAACCUGGGGCUUUAUUUGUCCAGUGCAUACGCCUGAUGGGUCGCCUUGUGGGAUUUUGACGCAUUUGGCAAAGCAUGCUGAGGUAGUUGGGCUUCUUGAGGAUUUUGAUGAGAAUAUACUUUUUGAGCUUGGAGUGGUUCCUCUGGUACGAGGAUGGCAUACGGGUGUUCCGGUAGUUGUUGAUGGAAAGGUGAUUGGGCUUACAAGAAUGCCACAGGUUCUUGCGAAUGCGCUUCGGGAAUAUAGAUGCAAGAAUGCACUCAGAGUUGAGAUAGUGUAUCAGCAUGGAAUGGGAGUCUUUGAGGCUAUUUAUGUGUUUGGAACGCGCAGCAGGCUCACAAGAAGAGUUUUGAACAGGAAGGAGGGGAAGCAUGAAUGGAUUGGAAUUAUGGAGCAGGUGUUUUUGGAUGUAGACCUUGCAGAGAAGAGCAAUUGCAGGCAUGGAUAUUGCGAGAUAGACAAUACGAACAUUCUAGGAAUAGUUGCAGGGCUUAUUCCGUACUCUGACUAUAACCAGAGUCCAAGGAACAUGUAUCAAUGCCAGAUGGCAAAGCAGGCGAUGGGGACGCCUGGACACAACAUAAGGACAAGGACGGAUGUGAAGCUGUAUUCCUUAAAUUACUUGCAAUCGCCCAUAGUGCAGACAGAAGGAUAUGAACUACUAAAGGACUAUCCGAUGGGGCUGAACUGCAUGGUUGCGGUGCUUUCGUACACGGCGUAUGACAUGGAGGAUGCGGUUGUGAUAAACAAGGGAAGCCUGGAUAGGGGGUUGUUUAGUGGAUAUGUGUACAAGAGCGAGAAGGUUGUUCUGAAGAAAGGAUGCCAUUUUACUUUUUUGCCGUUCAGCGGGCAGAAUAUGAGGAUAAAUGAUGUGCUGUACAGGUACAUUGAUGAUGAUGGCAAGGAGUAUACGGUGAAGUAUCAUGGAGGAGAAGAGGGGAUGAUUGAUACGAUAAGGGUGUUUCAUAAUGAUUUGAAUAAGUGUGCGACGUUUACCAUACGGGUGGUUAGGAAUCCGACAAUUGGAGAUAAGUUCUGCUCAAGGCAUGGGCAGAAGGGGGUGUGCUCGGUGCAUUGGCCGUCUGCGGAUAUGCCUUUUACUGAGUCUGGAUAUGUGCCUGAUAUUAUCAUCAAUCCGCAUGCGUUUCCGAGCAGGAUGACGAUAGGAAUGCUGGUAGAGUCGAUUGCAGGGAAGGUAGGGUGCCUUGAAGGAAAAGUGCAGGACGGAACGCCGUUUAAGAAGAAGAGUGUUUUAUAUGAGGAGGUGGAAACGAGCGAGGAGACUGUGUCUGAUGCAGAAGAAAGAAAGAAGAUUCUUUGUGAGGAGCUUGCAAAGCAUGGAUUCAAUUACUACGGAAAUGAGCCGAUGUACAGCGGGGUGUCUGGGAAUGAAUUCCGUGUGGAUGUGUUUGUGGGGGUGGUAUUUUACCAGAGGCUGAGGCACAUGGUUGGAGAUAAAUUCCAGGUACGGACGAGCGGAGCAGUGGUUUCUACAACCAAGCAGCCAGUUGGAGGACGAAAGCGGCAUGGUGGAGUUCGGUUUGGCGAGAUGGAGCGAGAUGCGCUGAUUGCACACGGAACCGCAUAUAUGCUACAUGACAGACUGAUGAAGUGCAGUGAUGCAACUAAAUUUGAUUACUGUGCAGAGUGUAAGAGCAUUCUAUUUACCAACAAUGGAGAGUGUAGAUGUGGUAACAAGAUACUGCGGGUUGUUGAAAUGCCGUAUGUGUUUAAGUAUCUAUGCAGUGAAUUACUUGCAAUGAACAUAAAGCUUAGUAUUGAUUUCUGA
Molecule: messenger RNA, 3156 nt
Organism: Ordospora pajunii
Lineage: Eukaryota; Fungi; Microsporidia; Ordosporidae
Product: RNA polymerase
Exons: 1
Coding region: 1-3156 (1051 amino acids)
Biological process (GO): DNA-templated transcription
Cellular component (GO): RNA polymerase I complex
Molecular function (GO): ribonucleoside binding; DNA binding
Source: RefSeq, a predicted model, not a curated record